This is a messenger RNA of Rhinopithecus roxellana (golden snub-nosed monkey), 1427 nucleotides long. It is a transcript of the gene HACD2, whose product is annotated as 3-hydroxyacyl-CoA dehydratase 2. The transcript has 7 exons. Gene Ontology annotation, biological process: very long-chain fatty acid biosynthetic process; fatty acid elongation; sphingolipid biosynthetic process. The record is from RefSeq and is a predicted model, not a curated record. Lineage: Eukaryota; Metazoa; Chordata; Mammalia; Primates; Cercopithecidae. Gene Ontology annotation, cellular component: endoplasmic reticulum membrane. Bases 49 to 813 code for a protein of 254 amino acids. Gene Ontology annotation, molecular function: 3-hydroxyacyl-CoA dehydratase activity.
UCCGGCCAGAGCCGCUAGCGCUGCGAGAGCGGGCUUCGGGCACUUGACAUGGCGGCAGCGGCGGCGACUGCAGCGGCGAAGGGGAAUGGGGGCGGCGGUGGCAGGGCUGGGGCCGGGGACGCCAGCGGCACGCGGAAGAAGAAGGGCCCAGGGCCCCUGGCCACGGCGUACCUGGUUAUCUACAAUGUGGUGAUGACAGCCGGGUGGCUGGUUAUAGCGGUUGGUCUGGUCCGAGCAUACCUGGCUAAGGGCAGCUACCAUAGCCUUUAUUAUUCAAUUGAAAAGCCUUUGAAAUUCUUUCAAACUGGAGCCUUAUUGGAGAUUUUACAUUGUGCUAUAGGAAUUGUUCCAUCUUCUGUUGUCCUGACUUCUUUCCAGGUGAUGUCAAGAGUUUUUCUAAUAUGGGCAGUAACACAUAGCGUCAAAGAGGUACAGAGUGAAGACAGUGUCCUCCUGUUUGUUAUUGCCUGGACGAUCACGGAAAUCAUCCGUUACUCCUUUUAUACAUUCAGUCUGUUAAACCAUCUGCCUUACCUCAUCAAAUGGGCCAGGUACACACUUUUCAUUGUGCUGUACCCAAUGGGAGUGUCAGGAGAACUACUCACAAUAUACGCAGCUCUGCCCUUUGUCAGACAAGCUGGCCUGUAUUCCAUCAGUUUACCCAACAAAUACAAUUUCUCUUUUGACUACCAUGCAUUCCUGAUUCUAAUAAUGAUCUCCUACAUUCCAAUUUUUCCCCAGUUGUAUUUCCACAUGAUACACCAGAGAAGAAAGAUCCUUUCUCAUACUGAAGAGCACAAGAAAUUUGAAUAGUUCCUGCUUUCUGCACCUCCCACCAAAACAAACUUUUCAAUGAUCAAAAAAUGCUGCAGACUUUUUGAGUUCCCAAUACGUUUCAUAGAAAAUAAGUAAGAACUAUUUUUAAAAUAUUCAAACAAAACUAAAACAAAAAUCCAGUGUCACGUGGGCCUGAGAUUUUAUUUUAGAAAAAGAUUGUUACAUAAAACACCCUGGCCAGUUCAUUUCAGCAUGCUCUUUCAACCAGAAGUUCCUAAUAUUUAUGAUGGCACUAGAAAGGGAUUUGGCAUUUUAUGUCCUUCUGUGUCCUUCAUGUAUCUGAUCAAUAAAGACCUGUAACACUAAGUACUUGAGAGUUACAGUCUGAAUAAUGAAGUCGUACCAACCGAAUAGCCCAGCUUGCAGUAUAGUUAUGUUUCAGUCUGCAGUGUGUUUAGCAUUCCCUUGUCAAAGUGCUUGACUGCAUGCUGGAAACUAUUUGUAUUUUUGAAGCGGCAAACUCUGUUCUCUGGAAUGCUCUGAAGUUAUGGCUGGGACCUAUCCCCUCAUAUCUAAUGAAUGAAUUAUAAAAUGUAUAUGCCUAUGAAGCUUCGGGGUAGUGCCCAUAAUCAGAAAACAACUUAGAACCC